This is a messenger RNA of Peronospora belbahrii, 831 nucleotides long. Lineage: Eukaryota; Oomycota; Peronosporomycetes; Peronosporales; Peronosporaceae. The record is from the annotation of a GenBank genome assembly.
AUGCCCUUUCGUCCUACUCUCGUGUGUGUAGAGUGUGGAGCGUCUGUGACUGAAUUAAUCCGUGACUAUGGCAAAGGAAAUCUGCGUCUUGCAAUAUGUACUGCAUGUAAUGCCGUUGCUGAUAAGUAUGUUGAAUAUGAAACGAUCUUACUCUUCCUUGAAGUCCUAUUGCUCAAACCUCAAGUCUAUCGUCAUAUUCUGUGCAAUUUACCAGUCCCCGUCUCAUUGAAAACAACUCUCAAGCUCUUUGUGAUCUUAGUGAUGCUAGAUAUGAAUGUUAAAGCCUAUUUAGUCGACCGAGACGCUGGUGUGACCUUUCAUUCGGAAUCAAUGUACAAAACGCCUGACGCGCUUCAAGUGACGACAUCUGGGCUUCGCAUUGGACAGUUCUCACUACAUUUAGUGUGUCUUGCACUAUUGGAGAAUGUCGUGUAUUUUAUUGCUGUGUUUGCAGCAAUUUGGCUUGAUCCAUUUCGUCGUGGAUGGAGAGCAAAGUUGCUGUCAAAAGGAGCAACGGAAAGUGUCGACAAUGGUGUUGACGCCCCCUGGACGAAAUAUGGCAGUGCAAUGUGUAUUGCAAGUUUUGGCAAACUGUUUGCAGUCCUGACGGUGAUUUGGGAGUUUCAUUGGAGCUUUGUUCACGUUCUUGGAGCGCUUGUAGUAGUGUCACAUGUGCUGGCACUGCAGUUGAUGAUGGGAGAGGGAGACCCAGCACAAGUAAAAUCGCUGCAUAUCAUCGCCGUUGUCGUGUUUGGAUUGAUGGCAAGAGGGUUUGCACAGCUUGCCCUCUAUGCAUUCGGCAAUUCGGUGCUCUUUCAUGUACUGGUCUAG